UCGUCUCGGACGGUGGUUAAGGUGGUUCCUUAAUAAAGGACGCUAAAGAAGACGAUAAAUUAUUGAAAGAUCACUUUAAUUGGGUACCUUUUCAUAGAUAAAAUAGUCAUUGAUACAUAAGUCUCACGUAUUUCAUUGCUUUGUUUUGACAAAGCUUGAAUAUACAAUAAAAAAAAUAUUACUUAUUUGAUAUAAACAUGAUGACUAUGAACAUGAAUAUGCAACAAAGAGAGGAGAAACAACUCGAAGCGACUAUCCAAGCAAUUUUGACCAGGGUAAAUGAUUUGAAGGUUGCCAUACAAGCGCUUCUAAAUAAAUUGGAGAAUGAACAUGAAACAAUCAACUGGCCAACCUUCUUGGAUAACUAUGCCAUCUUAUCAGGUCAUCUUACUGGUCUGAGCAAGAUCCUGCAGGCAGAAGUGGCAGCAUCACUCAGGUCUCGCAUAGUGCUACCAUUGCAAUUGAGUUGUGAACGUGAUGAAUCCCUGGUCAGGUUGACUGAGGGGAGAGUGCCUGCAUGUACUCAUGACCUGGUACCUGACUUGUUGCGGACUAAGCCGGAGCCUCAAGCUGAACAGCGAUUGCAACAGUUCAAUCAUAAAGCUAGCACUUUAAGUUAUGAUACUGCUCAGAAACAAGUGGCACAAUUUGCGAAAGUUGUAAGUCAUGUGUGGGAAAUUAUUUCAAAAGGACGUGAGGAAUGGGAAGGUGAAUCAAUGAGAUCAGCUGGUAUGCAACCCACACAUAUAAUAUCAGAUACACACGCUUUAGUGACAGCUGUUGGGACAGGGAAAGGCCUUCGUCCGGGAAUGCCUCCGAUGGGACCUGGAGGAGUCGGUCCAGGAGCCAUGGGGCCCGCAAGAGGUCCGGCCCCCCAGAUGGGACCCGUGCCACCAACCAUGCCUAAAGCGCCUUCCGCUAUUAAAACUAACAUCAAGGCAGCCAAUCAAAUACACCCAUAUCAGAGAUAGAUCUAAUUAAAUAAAUAUAAUAAUGUUCUUAAUUAA
Amyelois transitella is the source of this 1007-nucleotide messenger RNA. It is a transcript of the gene MED8, whose product is annotated as mediator of RNA polymerase II transcription subunit 8. Gene Ontology annotation, cellular component: core mediator complex; mediator complex. The transcript has 4 exons. Bases 198 to 971 code for a protein of 257 amino acids. Gene Ontology annotation, molecular function: RNA polymerase II cis-regulatory region sequence-specific DNA binding; transcription coregulator activity. NCBI's taxonomy places the organism in Eukaryota, Metazoa, Arthropoda, Insecta, Lepidoptera, Pyralidae. The record is from RefSeq and is a predicted model, not a curated record. Gene Ontology annotation, biological process: regulation of transcription by RNA polymerase II.